This is a messenger RNA of Soboliphyme baturini, 471 nucleotides long. Lineage: Eukaryota; Metazoa; Nematoda; Enoplea; Dioctophymatida; Soboliphymatidae. The record is from the annotation of a GenBank genome assembly.
AUGGCUACCUCAGUUCCAGGGUUUAAAAGUAAUCGACGUCGAGCCGUCGCACAGGCGAUACGAUGGUACUUCGACGUUGCAAACGCAGAUGUCGUUCCGUUCGAAGAUCUGUUCGUCGCGGUUCGAAAGGCUUGCAACGUCGGGGUACGAUACCUGAAUAAUCGGCGCUUAUUCGCUGAUAUGAUCGAUGCUUGGCGAUCCCGCGAGUUCAUCCUGGAAAACCGAACAGCUUCUCAUUCUCUUGCCGUCCGUUGGAACCGCCGGCACUACCACUACUAUGCUGGACGAAACGGUGCCGGCGAUGAUGUGGCGCUUCCUACCGAAAUGCCUGCCAUUAUGGAAGAAUCGCCAACGUCCUACGAUCUCAGAUUGGAGUGCCUAGCAGAACGCGCCAUCUUCACAACGUUUAAAACAUAUAAAGACGAUCUGAUGCAUAUUUCGGAUCUCUUCCACUCGUUGUUACCUCCGUAA